This is a messenger RNA of Colletotrichum fioriniae, 948 nucleotides long. RefSeq lists its product as uncharacterized. NCBI's taxonomy places the organism in Eukaryota, Fungi, Ascomycota, Sordariomycetes, Glomerellales, Glomerellaceae. The record is from RefSeq and is a predicted model, not a curated record.
AUGGACAUCCCGAACCACGCGCACGGCGGAAUGCGGUCCGACUCGCGACUGCUCUCCAUCCCGCGCGAAGUCCGCAACCUCAUAUAUGAGCACUACAUCAUCGUCGAGGGGGGAUACAUCUAUGAAUCAGACGGUCUCCUCGGUGGCAGGCUCAAGAGGGCCGACGGGCGACCUAUCAAUCUCAACCUGAUGUACGCCUGUCGACUCGUCGCCAACAAGAUGCGCCACCUGGCCUUGCGGAGCAACACCCUCACGUUCUCCACCAUUACGUCGGAAUCAGGGCCGUCCUCUCUAGCCAUGCUUGAAGGUUUGCGCAUGCGCGCUGCUCGGUUCGAUGGCCUGGUUGGGCGUAGCCUCGACAGAUGCAGGCAGCAAUUGUUCCAUUUCGCCGGAGGCUUCCUGGCGGGUCGGAGAUUCAAAGAGCAACAGGCGCGGACAACUACGUCAGAAGAGGGCAAUCACGACCAUGAAGAGAAAGGCCAUGACGGCUCCAGCAGCGACCUGGCCGCUGCAAGCAAAGUACACGUCGACCCUCGUAGUACUGAAGAUCCGGACGAGCUCUCAUCCUCAGAAUCGUUCCCAUCUGGCGAGCCGUCAGAGGCCACAGCUCAGCUUGCCUUUGACGAGCUGACCAAGAAGCACCGUCGCUUCUUUCGAGUCCUGGAGCGAAUGGAUCACGAGGACUGGGGUACCAUGGAGAGCCCUGGGCUUCACGCACAUUCGUCGCGGUCCUUACGCGACUGGGAUCAAAUCCAAUGGUGCCAGUACUUGAAUAUCUCGGAAAAUCGCUUACCAGGCGGGGAGCUCCGCUCGAACCGCAUCAUGCGCUGCUCGGUCAGGGAGUGGGAAAUUCCCACGGCGGCCAACCUGAAGGAGCUGUCGUCGUGGAUCACCGAGGAGAAGCGCUUGCUCUCAUCCAUCCGCGACGGAUCCGAUGGCUCAGUCUAG